Messenger RNA from Williopsis jadinii, 672 nucleotides. RefSeq names its product WW domain-containing protein. Lineage: Eukaryota; Fungi; Ascomycota; Saccharomycetes; Phaffomycetales; Wickerhamomycetaceae. The coding region runs from base 1 to 672 and encodes 223 amino acids. The record is from RefSeq and is a predicted model, not a curated record. Gene Ontology annotation, molecular function: protein binding. The transcript has a single exon.
AUGCCGCAGAUUUUGGCAAAGUUCUCACUUAAGGGAUCCAGUGACAAGUCAAAUUUAAAGGUGCGGUCCAGCAGCACGGGAGGCACAUCGUCCAGCACGAACUCCAAACCAGCAAACAGCCUAUGUUCAAGACGGAUGAGCUCCACGGGCUCGAUGGGUUCCAUGGGCUCACGAGUGUCCAGUACCGCUAUGAUGACGUCUUCCAGUCUUGGUAGUUCUAGGAGAUCCAAAUUGACAAUAGACACAGAUCUACAAACAACGGGGUCUAGUGUCACGGCAAAACCCGUGGUGAACUCACCAGAUUGGGAGAUUAGGUACGAUCCUACUCUAUCUGAGUACUACUAUGUCAACACCAAGACUAACGAAUCACAAUUUGACCAUCCAGACGAAGUUCUAUCUCCACUGGAUGAAGUUCCUAGUCAGUCCAACUCUGGUGAACACCGUAAACUCUUCAGGUCGUGCAGCCUGAAGAGAACGAUAUCCCCAAGGCUACUAGCUAUACCGAAAAAAUGUCCAAGUCCACGUAUACCAAACAAGUCGAGUGCUGCAUCUUCCCCGAACCAGAGCGCUCAGAAUCGCUCCAGUACAGAGAUAGAUCAGGACGUCGAAGAGUUCAAGAGACAUUUUACGAUGGAAAUGCACGAUUAUGAAGCUCAAAGAUUGAAGAACUAA